GCUUUUCUCUGCCCUCAGUCCACAGACUAGUUAACAGACUGUGGCCGGCUGAGCGAAGCAGAGCGGCUACCUCUCUGCUCUUUGUUCGCUGCUGUUGGGAAAGAACCGGAGAGAAGAGUGAGCCGCAUCCAUGCAAUAGCACAUUUAUUUGGUCCUGGAAAAUGAUCAUCUGUACGAAUAAAAUGGAGUAUUCUCUGAGAACACAGUGCCAGCGAGUCCAGAAACAGGUGGCGGUAAACGGAGAGAAAGAGCGAGUGUCGCUGCUCUUCAUGAAGGCUCUGGUCAGCAGGGGGAGCGUGGACGCCGUGUUCCAACAGAUGGCCUCUCACCCUCAGUACUUGGAGAGUUUUCUGCGGACACAGCACUACAUCCUGCACAUGGACGGUCCCCUGCCGCUGCCGUACCGCCAUUACAUCGCCAUCAUGGCUGCUGCGCGACACCACUGCACCUACCUAGUGUACUUGCACUCAGCCCAGUUUCUGAGGGUGGGCGGUGACCCACUGUGGUUGCAGGGUUUAGAGGCAGCGCCCCCUCGCCUCCGCCUCCUCGACCACAUUAACAAAGUGCUGGCCCACCAACCCUGGCUGAGCUCCUGCUCACACAUACAGACUCUGCUGAAGUCAGGUGAACAGUGCUGGUCUCUGGCUGAGUUGGUUCAGGCCGUGGUGAUUUUGGCUCACUGCCACGCUCUCUGCAGCUUUGUGUUUGGAUGUGACACAGACUCAGACUUGGUGUCUCGCUCCAAAUCUCCCAACGGUACCCCGCCAACCUACUGCCCCUUUGAUGCUGCCAACGGCAACACCAACGUGCCUCAGUCACUUGCCACUCCAUCUGAACACAUAACACGAAGACGGUCUCUAGACUCCAGUUGUGACAUGGUUUGUCUUAAAGAGAGGAUUCAAAAGUCCCAGGAGGAGCGUGAGAAGAGAGAAGAUCGCCUCCAACAGACGCAGACACUCCAGCAAACAGAUUUGGAAGAUGAGGAGGAGAUGAUGUGCUUCGCAGACCCGUCCCGUUUCAUUACAGACCCCAACUUCUGCUAUCAGGAGUUUGCCCGCAAAGAAGAGGACCACUUCCAAGUAUUCAGAGUUCAGGACUACUCAUGGGAGGACCACGGCUUCUCCUUAGUGAACAGAUUGUAUUCAGACAUCGGGCACCUCCUUGACGACAGAUUCAGACGUGUGACCACACUCCCCUCACUGCACAGCUCUGACCUGAAGAGGGCGAUCUGGAAUUACAUCCACUGUGUGUUGGGAAUACGCUAUGACGACUACGACUACAGUGAAGUUAACCACCUGCUGGAGCGGGACCUUAAGUUGUACAUCAAGGCUGUGGCCUGUUUUCCAGAUUCUACCAAAACACCAGUGUGUCCACUGAGUUGGGCUUUACUUAAAAAUUCAGAAAGGAUACAUGUGAACUUACUGAUCAUGGAGGCGAGGCUGCAGGCGGAGCUGCUGUACGCUCUCAGAGCCAUCACUCAGUAUAUGAUUGCCUAAGUGCUUGAAGACAAACACGUUUUGGAACUGUUCAUUGGUACAGAGAGCCAGGGACGUGAGGAUAAAGGUGCAGCGUAGGGGGAAGAGAGCAGCACUUUUAAAACGACAGAGCUUGGUGGUGUUUGUGGCUGUGCCUCAUGAAUCUGCUUCUCUUUCUCUCGGAGUUGAUGUAUUUGUACCGUAGCGUGCCACAGUCCCUCCCCCGUUUUCUCCCCCCCGAUCCUCUCUGAGUGUAGUUCUCCUAUCAGACACCCUGGCUCUCAAAUGUUAUGUGCAAUUAUUACUAGCGUUGUUUUAAUUUUUACAUGUGUUUCCAGCUCAGUCCUUGGGAAAAACUGCUCUAAGUUGUAGCAGCUCUGUGUUACACUGGCCAAUCCUGUCCUCUUUGGUUCGAUCGGUCUCCUUCGUAUUAACGAUGCUUUCCCAAAAACAUGUCUCUGUUCGAGUUGAAUGAAUGUCAGUGGGAGACCAGGGCUUCUUUUGUUGGUUGGUUUGUUUUUGUUUUUCUUUUGGGGACAAUCCUCAUCAGUGUUGAAGGACAGUAAAAGGACAGAAGGACGAUCAUUUUUGCCCCCCCUCCUCCAUCCCUCCCCAGCAUUUGCUACAAAUGCUGGUCAAGAACAAACACCACGGUGACACUGCUGGAACUUUCACAUCACUAUAGUUUCUUUUAAUAAGCACUUUUAAAAAAAAAAACUUUAUAUAUUUAUAAUGCAAGGUAGCUUGUUAGUGGACAAUAGGACGCACGGUGUGUGGGUCCGAAGCCUUUCUUUCUUGUCACUGUACGAAGUUGUAACAAUUUUUUUUUAGACAGUUUGUCCUCAAACUUUCAGACUUGUUUUUUUGUGCUCAAGUGACCCAGUGACAUUUCCUUCUCAUCCAAAAUAUUUUGACAAAUUAGCAGAAGGGUUUUGAGUGAAGACUGACGUUAACACCCGUUAAGAGCGUUUGUACUCAGGUGCUCAGCGGGCCGUUUGCUGCAUUGAACUUCAGGCUGAGUCGUUUGCAGAAUGAUCUUUUUUUUAUUGUUUGUACUGAAGAGCAUCAGGAAUAAUCCAAUCAGACACUUGAGUUUCAGACCAAAGGUCAAUAAACAUUUGCAGUGAAGCAAUGAACUGGGCGAAUGAAACGUGCACAGAAGCUGAACUGAGCUGCUCUGCUCAUGGGUUGAAGGGCAGAUGUUUUGAUGAUGAUUUGUGCUAAAGCUUUUUUUGCGAGCUGUAUCAAAGCUGAUUAUCAAGUGAAAAAUCCACGGUACAGAUUGCAGAGCAGAAAAAUGUGCAAAGUCUUUUCUUCUUUUUUAUUUUUUACAGUUUUUGUAAACAGUUGAGUUUUUGUUUUUUUGUUUUGUGGGUGUGAUGGUGAGAUUUGUUGUGCUGCAGCCUGGGUUAGACGUAGAGGUGCAACAGACUGUGUAGUGUUAGGCUUUUGGACGUAGAAAAAGAAACAGAAGUGCAUAUCAGCUUAAGCAAAAACACUGUCGACACGGGUGCCUUCAGGACAAAACUGGAGCGUGCUGAGGUGGAGGGCUGUGAACACCUCCACCUGACAGAUGAACAAUAACUUGUGGUGUUUCCUGCAUGAAUGAGAAGUGUGUUUUCUUACGUUGGUCAGCGCGGUUUACUGAUCACACACCUUUCCAAACCCCAGCAACUCAGCCAGAGCCUUUGACGCAGAUGGAUGUUCAAACUGUUCAAGUUUAGCUGAUAAAAAAAAUGGACAAAUAAAUUAAUAUAAAACAACUUAAAAAAAGAACAAAACAAAAGCAAAAAAAAUGUUUUUUGAAAAUGUGAAAAUUGUUUUCUAUAAAGAUGCCAUAUAACAAUAA
This is a messenger RNA of Cynoglossus semilaevis (tongue sole), 3324 nucleotides long. RefSeq names its product sestrin 4 (gene sesn4). Gene Ontology annotation, molecular function: L-leucine binding; oxidoreductase activity, acting on peroxide as acceptor. The coding region runs from base 162 to 1496 and encodes 444 amino acids. Gene Ontology annotation, cellular component: nucleus. The record is from RefSeq and is a predicted model, not a curated record. The transcript has 9 exons. NCBI's taxonomy places the organism in Eukaryota, Metazoa, Chordata, Actinopteri, Pleuronectiformes, Cynoglossidae. Gene Ontology annotation, biological process: cellular response to L-leucine; cellular response to leucine starvation; negative regulation of TORC1 signaling.